AUGCGCAAGUCCAAGGGCGGUGCCGCUGCCGCUGCUGCUGCCGCUAUCGAGCACAACCUUCAAGACACCACCACCAGCUACUUUACCUAUCGCCCGCUAUCCAACCUCCCCACACCGCCUUCGUCAUCGAGAUCGAGGCAGCACCAGCACCACCAUCAGCAGCCUCGCAACACGGGAGCAAGCUAUGCCACGGAUGACGGCGAGGUCCUGCGCGCCAUCUAUCGAGGUAAGGCCAAUUCACUGCUGGCUCUGCAAAUGCCCUCUAGUUACUCACUCGUCUUCUCCACAGGGCCGGCCAUUCACCUAGUGAAUCUGAUUCCGUCGUCGGCAUCCCUCGCCUCGGCCUCUGUUCAUCUAGUCCAGUACAUACUCGGCCGCGCCAACAUUCCCCUCGAAACGAUUGCCUUGGCCGUCUGCAUCCUCGACCGCGUCGACGCCAAGUUUGGUCGCAAAUGGCGACUCACGUGCCCUCUGUGUCCCGGCACCGAGCCAACCGCCGCCGCCGCCGCAGCAGCAGCAUCUGAUGAAACGACCCAGCGCCAAGUCUCUGCGCACGCGAAGCGACACAGCCUGCCCGUCACGCCGCAGCCGACGAGCCGCCACCGCCCGCCCCAGCUGCACAUCGACUCGGUCCAGCCCGAAAUCAUCGUCCUCGCCGCCCUCGUCAUCGCCGACAAGUUCACCGACGACGCGGAGCAGUCGACGCAGUCGUACUGCGCCACCUGGGGCCGCGGCCUGUGGUCCCCGGCCCAGCUCAAUGCCACCGAGCGCUCCCUCAUGGAGAGCCUCGACUAUCGCAUCAUGCCGCUCUGCGACGACGACUGCCUCGCCGACGCCAUGGUCGACAUGCAGCUCGCCGCCCGGCACCACGGCGGCCGCUGGGAUGCCGUCGAGCCGUCGCCACCCCGCAGCGAUGACGGCGACGUGGUGUUUGCCGGGCACGACUCAGACCGCCGUGACACGGGCAACUUUGUCGCUGGCCACGCUCGCUCCAAGACGCUGGUGCCCGCCAGCGGUGCCGGCAUGACGACCGACUCUGUCGGCCUGGGUCUCAGCUGGACCGCCGCCAUUUGA
Molecule: messenger RNA, 1074 nt
Organism: Cordyceps militaris CM01
Lineage: Eukaryota; Fungi; Ascomycota; Sordariomycetes; Hypocreales; Cordycipitaceae
Exons: 1
Coding region: 1-1074 (357 amino acids)
Source: RefSeq, a predicted model, not a curated record